AUGGGUUUCUCUUUCAAGGGCUUGACCACCAGUGCUCUGGUAAACGGCGCAGUGCCCAAUCAGCACGCCAACGAGAAGGACAUUGCUGAUAUUCCUGCUGCCGUUGAUGGCCACGCCAGCAUGGAUGUCUCCCGCUUUCCAGACGAGAAAAUCGGCGCUCCCAGGUCUCCAUCAUCCAUGUCCGCAUCUGAUGAUGAGUCUCUGAACAAGGUCGACACCCACGCCGAACAGGGUGUUCAGGCCAUCCAGGCCGCCACCUUCGUUUGGACCAAGAAUGAUUUGAUUCUGGCCUAUGUCUUCAUGUGGCUCAUCCAGUUCAUGAUGUCCUUCUUCUCUGGUUGUGUCGGUACCCUUACACCCUAUGUCACUUCUUCCUUCCAGGAGCACUCGCUCACUGCUCUGACUGGUGUCAUCUCCGGUCUCGUCGCUGGCCUCUGGAAGCUGCCCUACGCCAAGAUCAUGAACAUCUGGGGAAGGCCAUGGGCGCUUUGCCUCGGUGUCAUCUGCUACAUUAUGGGUCUCAUCAUGAUGGCUGCUUGCGAGAACGUCCAGACAUACUGCGCUGCCUACACCUUCUACUACAUGGGCUACAACUCGAUUGAUUUCUCAAUGACCGUCUUCAUUGCCGAUACCUCUAAGCUUAAGAACCGAGCCCUCUUCAUCGGCUAUGCCUCAUCGCCUUGGCUCAUCACCACCUGGGUGUACGGAUUUGCUGUCAACCGCAUCAUUGCUCCCGGUGGCAUUGGCUUCAAGUGGGCAUUUGGUAUCUUCACCAUUAUCGCACCCUUCGUGUGCGCUCCCUUGAUCGCUAUGUUCUUCAUCAACCAGAACAAGGCCAGGAAGCAGGGUCUGAUUACUCCUAACCCUAGCCGUGGCACAUUCGGCCAGACUGUCAUGUACUAUCUCAAGGAGUUCGAUGUUGUUGGUAUCUUGAUCCUUGCUCUCGGUCUCGCCCUCUUCCUCCUCAGUUUCAACCUCUACGCCUACCAGAAGGACCAGUGGAAGUCUCCGAUGAUCAUCUGUUUCAUCAUCUUCGGCGCUAUUCUCAUCGGCUGCUUCGCUUUGUAUGAGAAGUACCUCGCACCUGUCACCUUCAUCCCGUGGUACUUGCUGAAGAACCGCACUGUCAUCUUCACCUACACUAUGGCCGCUUCGAUCUACAUUGCCUGGUAUAUCUGGGACUCUUACUUCUACUCCCUCCUGGUCGUACUGUUCAACCAGCCAGUCGUCCACGCGAUCUACAUCACCAACACAUACACCAUGGGCUCGUGUACUAUGGCCAUCAUAUUCGGUCUUAUGCUCCGCAAGUACGGAAAGCUCAAGAUGUACGCUCUGUUCUUCGGUGCACCCAUCACAAUCCUCGGCUGUGGUCUCAUGAUCAAGUUCCGCCAGCCCAACGUCAACAUCGGCUACAUUGUCAUGUGCCAGAUCUUCAUCGCUUUCGGUGGUGGCGUCCUCGUCGUCGCUGAGCAGACCACCCUCAUGGCCGUUUCCAAGCAGCAGGAUUUCCCCGCUCUCCUUGCCGUCGAGUCUAUGAUCAUUUCAAUCGGCGGUGCCAUUGGCUCAACCAUCGCUGGCGCCAUCUGGACCGGCGUCUUCCCUGCUCGCCUCGCGGUGAACCUUGCCGGCACCAGCGCCUAUGACAACAUCGCCACCAUCUACGGCGACAUGACUGUACAGGCCAGCUACGCCUGGGGUUCUCCCGAGCGCGAUGGCAUCAACCUAUCCUACGCCCAGACCCAGCGCUACAUGCUCAUCGGCGGUACUUGUGUCUACGCCACCAUGCUCGUCUCCAUCGCUCUGUGGCAGAAUGUCGAUGUCAAGACGAUGAAGCAGAGGACCAUUGGUCUCUUGUAA
Didymella exigua CBS 183.55 is the source of this 1857-nucleotide messenger RNA. RefSeq names its product siderophore iron transporter mirB. Gene Ontology annotation, biological process: transmembrane transport. Gene Ontology annotation, molecular function: transmembrane transporter activity. The record is from RefSeq and is a predicted model, not a curated record. The transcript is spliced from 2 exons. The coding region runs from base 1 to 1857 and encodes 618 amino acids. NCBI's taxonomy places the organism in Eukaryota, Fungi, Ascomycota, Dothideomycetes, Pleosporales, Didymellaceae.